Messenger RNA from Manihot esculenta (cassava), 924 nucleotides. Its product is annotated as NDR1/HIN1-like protein 10. Bases 107 to 784 code for a protein of 225 amino acids. The transcript has a single exon. The record is from RefSeq and is a predicted model, not a curated record. Gene Ontology annotation, biological process: defense response to other organism. Lineage: Eukaryota; Viridiplantae; Streptophyta; Magnoliopsida; Malpighiales; Euphorbiaceae.
AAUUCACACGCCAAUCCCUUCUAUAUAAAACCCAUUAAUCUCUCCUUCUUCAUCCAUAUCUCAUACCUUCAUCUUCUUCUUCAAUAGCUCUCUCUGUGUAUCUCCCAUGGCAGAAAAACAACCUCAGUUGAAUGGAGCCUAUUACGGCCCUGCAAUCCCUCCCCCAAAUAACUACCACCGCCCUGGUCGUAGCUCCGGCUGCGGAUGCGGCUGUUGCCUAUUGAGCUGCCUCCUGAAAAUCAUCAUCACCAUCGUGGUGGUUGCUGGCCUUGCUGUCUUUAUUUUCUGGCUCGUAGUUCGUCCUAACAAGGUUAAGUUUCACGUCACAGAAGCUAAUCUCUCUGAGUUCAAUCUCGCCGGCAACAAUACUCUCUAUUAUAACCUAUCUCUCACAGUCUCUGUACGCAACCCUAACAAGAAGAUUGGCAUCUACUAUGAUCGUAUAGAAGCCAGAGCUUUUUACAAAGAUCAGAGAUUUGGUUACGAUACCUUGAAUCCAUUUUAUCAAGGCCACAAGAACACUAGCAUUCUGACGCCUACAUUUCAAGGUAAGGAAUUGAUUCCUGCUCUUGCUGGUGACGAGCUUUUAGAGUUCAAUCAAGAAAAAACAUCUGGGGUUUAUGACAUUUACGUGAAGCUGUAUCUGAGGAUUAGAUUCAAGAUUGGUAAGAUUAAGACACACAAGUUCAAGCCCAAGAUUGAGUGCGAUUUGAAGAUUCCUUUGAGCGAAAAUGGUACUGUGGUUUCACGUAUUGAGACUACGAAAUGCGACUUGGAUUACUGAUCAUCGUAUCUUCAUGGUUGCUGUUUGCAGCCACUUUGAUCUUCGUCUUGUUUCAUUGAGUCUUUGAUUGUUUUGGUUUUCUUGAUAUUAUUAUUUAUUGUUAUUCUUUAGUUUUUUUUUUUUUUUUUUUUUUUUUUUUU